UUGGAGAGACACAUGACACCGGAGGAAUUUCGCCCGAGUCUCCUGUCCUUUGUGCCAGUGGCUUCCCUGUUACCUCAGGGGUGAGAGAGCGAGAGAGGAGGCCGAGAAAGAGCGGCGAGAGAGGCGGACAGAGAGAUGUCGGAGCCAGCCACCAAUCCAGCUGCCACCACCUUCUCAGCGCCUACAAUUUCGUUACCUUUGGGACUGGAAGUGUUGAGGACUUAUUCUGGGGUGCUUAUCUGCUUAGAAAUAAUAUUUGGCGGCUUGGUAUGGAUCCUGGUAGCUUCCUCCAACGUGCCAGUCCCUCUGCUGCAGGGCUGGGUGAUGUUUGUGUCUGUAACUUGCUUCUUCCUCUCCUCCACCUACCUCCUUUUCCUCAUCACCGGCCUGGCUGACCGCAUAAGUAUUGACUGGACCUUUUCGGAUGUUUUUUAUCAUUUUUUAGCUUUGCUUUUCUAUUUUGCCGCCUUCGUGCUGGAGGCGGCAACAACGGCAGCCAAUGGAGGAGCCAUCAUCACACCACUGCCAAACAGCACAGGAACUGUAAUGUGCAUCCACUACCCUCGGGGAAAUGUAUUCACUCUGCUGACUGGCAACCAGUACAAUAUUAACGUAGUGGCCACAAUAUUUGCAUUUGUGGUGACGCUAUGCUACAGCUGCAGUUUGGUGAUGGCCUUCAAGAGGUGGAGGAUUUAACCUGAAACCCGAAUUUUGCACCUGAUCUCCACCGACAGGAGAAACAUUCACAAUACUACAAUGGAAUAGCUUCAUAAAUCAUGCUGCUAUUAUUCAUUGUGAAAUUGGAAUGCCCCUUUUCAAGUAUGAUCAGCUUGUGAAUUUUUU
Syngnathus typhle (broad-nosed pipefish) is the source of this 843-nucleotide messenger RNA. RefSeq names its product mal, T cell differentiation protein 2 (gene mal2). NCBI's taxonomy places the organism in Eukaryota, Metazoa, Chordata, Actinopteri, Syngnathiformes, Syngnathidae. The coding region runs from base 136 to 696 and encodes 186 amino acids. Gene Ontology annotation, cellular component: membrane. The transcript has 4 exons. Gene Ontology annotation, biological process: myelination. The record is from RefSeq and is a predicted model, not a curated record. Gene Ontology annotation, molecular function: structural constituent of myelin sheath.